CCGUUACCGCCCGCACCUUCGCCCCGCUGCUUGGCCCAUGGCCGCCUACUCCUACCGCCCCGGCGCCGGACCGGCCCCUGGCCCGGGCCCGGCGUUGCCGGACCAGAGCUUCCUGUGGAACGUCUUCCAGAGGGUCGAUAAAGACCGGAGCGGCGUCAUCUCAGACAAUGAGCUGCAGCAGGCGCUGUCCAACGGUACGUGGACUCCAUUCAACCCAGUGACUGUCAGGUCAAUCAUAUCCAUGUUUGACCGUGAGAACAAGGCCGGCGUGAACUUCGGCGAGUUCACCGGCGUCUGGAAGUACAUCACGGACUGGCAGAACGUUUUCCGCACCUACGACCGGGACAACUCCGGGAUGAUCGACAAGAAUGAGCUCAAGCAGGCCCUCUCAGGUUUUGGGUACCGGCUCUCGGACCAAUUCCAUGACAUUCUCAUCCGGAAGUUCGACCGGCAGGGCCGCGGGCAGAUCGCAUUCGACGACUUCAUUCAAGGGUGCAUCGUCUUACAGAGACUGACAGACAUAUUCCGGCGCUACGACACAGACCAGGACGGCUGGAUCCAGGUGUCCUACGAGCAGUACCUGUCCAUGGUCUUCAGCAUCGUAUGACCCCGGCCUCCACGAGGAGCAG
Orycteropus afer afer is the source of this 629-nucleotide messenger RNA. It is a transcript of the gene PDCD6, whose product is annotated as programmed cell death 6. The record is from RefSeq and is a predicted model, not a curated record. Gene Ontology annotation, molecular function: calcium ion binding. Lineage: Eukaryota; Metazoa; Chordata; Mammalia; Tubulidentata; Orycteropodidae.